Messenger RNA from Ilyonectria robusta, 2472 nucleotides. RefSeq lists its product as uncharacterized. NCBI's taxonomy places the organism in Eukaryota, Fungi, Ascomycota, Sordariomycetes, Hypocreales, Nectriaceae. Bases 1 to 2472 code for a protein of 823 amino acids. Gene Ontology annotation, biological process: monoatomic cation transport; copper ion homeostasis. The transcript is spliced from 7 exons. Gene Ontology annotation, cellular component: membrane. Gene Ontology annotation, molecular function: ATP hydrolysis activity; ATP binding; copper ion binding. The record is from RefSeq and is a predicted model, not a curated record.
AUGGCUUGCUGCUACAUCGCGGCUUUCUGCGUCGGGCAGCUGGUCAAAGCAUGUCAAUUCCUCGACCUGGACAAGACGAUUCGGUACAACGACGACGACGAUGAAGCGCUCGAGUUCUCGGACGGAAUCACGGCGGCGGAGCGGAUGGAAUCUCGGGGCGAGCGGCAAUCAACAUCAACAUCAGUCCUGGUUCUUUCGCUGUCGGGAAUGACUUGCUCCGCGUGUUCCAACUCUGUCGAGUCGGUGCUGAACAGCCAUCCAGACGUCGACAAGGCGCGAAUAUCCCCGACGCUGCAGCAGGCCACCGUCAUCGGGAAGACGCCAACUCUCGACAAGGAGUCCAUAAAAAGAGCUGUGGAAGAUCUGGGGUAUGGUGUAGAGUUGGGACCGCGCUCGCCGCAGGAGAUCAUCGGCGUGCUCAAGUCGAAAGAGGACGUUGCCCGACUACAGUCCAGCUUCUCUCAGCUCUCUCGCGGUGCCCUUGCCAUUCAAAUCGCCACCUUUCCGCUGUCUAGACUUGGUCGGAGCUGGAUCUCUGUGGGUAUCCUGGGCAUAGUACACUGCUUUUGCCUCUCGUUGGCCCUGUUUGCGCAGUAUCGCUACAUCGGCUGGAUUCAUGCAGAUGGAUGGAAGUGGAUUCGCCGAGGUGCUGGGCAACCCAACAUGAACACGCUGAUUUCUUCUUCCAUCCUCUUGGGUUUAUUAUCGUCCGUCAUCGACUUACUUGCUCGAGGCGCUUUGAAGGCCACCCCAUACUACAGCACAACCAUAGGCCUUGCUCUGGUCGUGGUUGCCGGUAGAUAUCUGGAUACCAUGUCUCGCCGAAGUGCGUCAGAAGAUCUAAUCAAGGUAUAUAAACCGCUCCUGGACACCCAGUUUACAAAGAUUCAUCCAACGGGACAACUCGUACCCUCAACGUUCCUACGACCUGGCGACCAAAUAAUCAUCACGCCCUUUUCAGUCAUCCCUUGUGAUUGCUAUGUCACCAUGGGCUCGUCGUCAGUCAACCAAGCCAUCGUCACGGGCGAGUCUAUGCCGGUGAAGAAGGCAGCUGGAGAUUUCCUACUUGGCGGCACUCGAAAUCUCGGUAAAGAGUUGGUAUGUACCGUUCACAAGGAGCAAGGACACUCAUUCUACGCUCAACUAGUCAAUAGUGCCGUCGAGGCGUCUGGAUCCAAGACUCAAGAACACCAAAGUUUAGACACCAUCAUCGAGUACUUUGUCCUGGGCGUCAUUUUACUCUCCAUUUUUGCCCCGGCAGCUGACCGUUACCGGUCCAUUGGAUCCAUCUCUGCCUAUGCAUCGUUCCGCCUUGCCGUUGAACGGUCCAUGGCAAUUUUGACAUGCGCAUGCCCUUGCGCGCUGGGAUUGGCGAUACCGUCCGCCACUGUCGCGGCAAUAAAUGCUGCGAGUCAAAAGGGCAUUAUGAUAUCCGGCGGUUUCCCCACGAUUCAAAAACUUUGGGACAUGGAGACGGUUGUUUUCGACAAGACGGGAACGUUGACGCGUGCAACACUCGAAGUUUGCAAUUUGACAACAUCGAAUGACUGGUCCAGCAAAAACACCGACUUGUGGACCUAUGUGUGCGCGGUCGAGGAGCAGAGUGUCACCACGCAUCCCAUCAGCAGAGCCAUAUUCUCCGCUGGAGUCAAGUAUAUGGAGGCUCCGUGGCCCGUCACCAAGUCCUUCACACAGACUCGAAAAAUGGCAUACGAGUCUGGAAAAGGCGUGUCGGGUGAGGUGAUGAUACAACAGCAACCUUGGCGACAUGUCAUCGUUGGCAGCUUGCGCUACUUACGGUCGAGUGACGUUGAUGGGCUUCCUGACGACCCUCGACACCAGGAUCUGGGGGUGAUUGUAGUUUACGUUGGUAUUGACGGCGUAUAUGCCGGAAGUUUACUCAUUACGGACACAAUUAGAGACGAUGCAAGGUCAACAAUUGUGCGGCUAAAAUCGAUGAAAUACGAUUGCAAACUGCUCACUGGUGAUGUUCCUCAAUCCGCGCAUCGAGUCUGCGAGGUUGUCGGGAUCCCCUUGCUUGCAUCGGAAGCGACACCUCACGACAAGUUGAACCUCGUCAAGUCUCUCCAAGACGACGGAAAUGUAGUCGCCAUGGUUGGAGAUGGACUGAACGAUGCCCCCAGCUUGGCGGCAGCCGACGUCGGCAUCGCGUUAUAUCACGAAGCGGCGUCACCUACAGCUGGUGCAUCUGUUAUGAUUCUCAACUCUCGUUUGGAAUCAAUCCUGGUAUUACUCGAGAUUGUGCGGCAAACUGUGCAGCAGGUCCGAGUCAACCUGCUGUGGGUAUUCGGAUACAACCUUUUUGCCCUGAGCAUGGCAAUUGGCCUCAUUCAACCCUUUGGGGUGGUUCUAACUCCGCCAUUAGCAGCGACUCUCAUGUCGUGCUCAUCCAUGGUUAUUACCCUUAACAGUCUCAGGUUGCGAAGUAAACUAGCCGCUUUGGAUAGCUAG